Messenger RNA from Oldenlandia corymbosa var. corymbosa, 700 nucleotides. The record is from the annotation of a GenBank genome assembly. NCBI's taxonomy places the organism in Eukaryota, Viridiplantae, Streptophyta, Magnoliopsida, Gentianales, Rubiaceae.
GAGAAAAAGAAGAAGAAGGAGGCACCGCAACAUUUAAAAGAAGAAGCCAGCCUCUCCUGUUUCAGGCCGAAAAUCAAAGGAAAACACAAGAGAGUUUUUCUUUUUUUUCAAAACAAAACUUGCUUCUAAGAAAGAGCUUCUUCUCGAUAUGGAAGUAGAGAAAGUGUUCGAUUUGUUAAAGCUGUUGUUCGUGUCGAUGGUGUUGAUAGUUUUUGCGCUCAAAGGCUUAAUUCUGCUGUGGUGGAGACCCAGAAAAAUCGAACAGCAUUUCUCAAAACAAGGCAUAAGAGGACCACCUUAUCGUUUCUUACUCGGAAAUGCUAAGGAGCUUGUGAGUCUAACGUUGAAGGCCUCUUCUCAACCCAUGUCUUCUUCUGAUCACAACAUUCUUCCCAGAGCCCUCUCUUUUUACCACCACUGGAAGAAGAUUUACGGUGCAACUCUUCUAGUAUGGUUUGGACCAAAUGUUGUUCGGCUAACAGUAGCUGAUCCUGAUCUCAUUAGAGAAAUUUUGACAUCAAAAGCCGAAUUCUAUGAGAAGAGCGAAGCUCACCCGCUGAUUAGGCAGGUGGAAGGCGAUGGUUUGCUCAGCCUCAAAGGGGAAAAAUGGGCUCACCAUCGAAAAAUCAUCACGCCUACCUUUCAUAUGGGAAAUCUCAAAGUACGUAAAACCACCUUCAGGCAGAAAAACAUUUAUUGA